UUGAAAACUCCGACGACCUUUGUCUCCUUUCAACGACAUCGUUUUAUAAAACCCACAAAAAAAUUAAAAUAACAAACGUUACAACAAAGGCAGGCGAAUUUUUUUUUUUUCUGUUCAUAGUCAACUCUCUCUCACGCCAUCUUUGACCAACAAAACACAACUCAUACAUACUUACACACAAACAACAAAUUGUACAAUUUUGUGCUUUUACACUAACCAAAUUUCCACUUUAAUUUUCAAAAGGGAAAAUUUGGAUCUGAAUUCCAAUUCCUCGUUUUGCGUGUAAAACCCUAAAUUGCUAUGCUGAUUUAGGGUUAGGGUAUAGAGUAAAAAAAAAAAGGGUUUAUGAUUCACUUGUUAGGGUAUAGGAUUUAAGAGUUUUUGAUUGGUGGUUGAAAAUGAUGGUAAUAAGGGGAUUCUGAUGCUGAUUUGAGGUAUUAUGUGGGGUUAAAAAGGUUUUUUUUUUUGAUUCACAGGUUGUAUAAGGUUUUAGGGUUAGUUGAAAAUUGAUGUUAUAAAGGGGAUUAUAUUGCUGAUUUAAGGUAUUAUAUAAGGUAGAGAAGGGUUUUUGAUUCACUGGUUGUAUACCUUAAUGAUGGUAUUGUGAUGCUGAUUUGUUAGGGUAUUGUAUAGGGUAAAAAAGGGUUUUUUGAUUCACUGGUUGUAUAAGGUUUUAGGGUAGUUUGAAGGAAUGAUGGUAUUGUGAUGCUGAUUUAUUAGGGUAUUGUAUAGGGUAAAAAAGGGUUUUUGAUUUACCGGUUGUAUAAGGUUUUAGGGGUAGUUUGAAGAGAUGAUGGUACAAAGGGGGUUAUUUGGGUGGUCCCCACCACAUAUACAACCGUUAACGCCGGUAUCAGAAGUAUCAGAGCCACCGGAAUCACCUUCUCCGUAUACGGAUACAGGUGGCGAUGCUAUGCAGGUUGAGUUGGAGGAGGAGAUGGAUGCAGAUACGGAGGAGAUGGAACCACCGCCGACGGCAGCUCCAUUUUCGAUGCUGUUCGCUUGUGCGGACCGGCUUGAUUGGGUGCUUAUGAUUUUAGGAUCAGUUGCUGCAGCUGCGCAUGGGACUGCUUUGGUGGUUUACUUGCAUUACUUUGCUAAGAUUAUUCAAUUGCUCAGCCACGGGAAUGAACCCGCUGAUCAGCUGUUCCACCGAUUCACUGAGCUUGCCUUGACCAUUCUUUAUAUUGCGGGGGGUGUUUUUGUUGCUGGUUGGAUUGAGGUAUCAUGUUGGAUUCUUACCGGAGAACGGCAGACUGCGGUGAUCAGAUCAAGAUAUGUUCAAGUAUUACUGAAUCAAGAUAUGAGUUUUUUUGAUACCUAUGGAAACAAUGGAGACAUUGUGAGCCAAGUCUUGAGUGACGUGCUACUUAUUCAAUCUGCUCUUAGCGAAAAAGUUGGGAACUAUAUUCACAACAUGGCUACCUUUUUCAGUGGCCUUGUUAUUGGAUUUGUCAACUGCUGGCAAAUUGCCCUUAUAACUUUAGCAACUGGUCCGUUCAUUGUUGCAGCCGGGGGAAUAUCAAAUAUAUUUCUUCAUAGACUUGCAGAGAACAUUCAGGAUGCAUAUGCUGAAGCAGCAAGUAUAGCUGAACAGGCAGUUUCUUAUAUUAGGACAUUGUAUGCAUUCACAAAUGAAACUUUGGCCAAGUAUUCAUAUGCUACCUCGCUACAAGCUACACUGAGGUACGGUAUAUUAAUAAGUCUUGUGCAAGGACUUGGACUUGGCUUCACAUACGGGCUUGCAAUUUGUUCCUGUGCCUUGCAACUAUGGGUUGGAAGAUUCCUGGUAACACAUGAAAAAGCUCAUGGUGGUGAAGUUGUUACUGCUCUUUUUGCUGUAAUUUUAAGUGGCCUUGGGCUGAAUCAAGCAGCGACAAACUUCUACUCUUUUGAGCAAGGGAGAAUCGCAGCUUAUAGGCUUUUUGAGAUGAUAAGUCGUUCGUCCUCCGUUGCUAAUAAUGAAGGAACCACCCUUCCUUCUGUGCAAGGAAACAUUGAAUUCCGAAAUGUAUAUUUCAGCUACCUCUCUCGCCCUGAAAUUCCUAUCUUGAGUGGAUUUUAUCUCACUGUACCUGCUAAAAAGGCUGUAGCCCUUGUUGGCAGAAAUGGUUCCGGCAAAAGUAGUAUUAUACCACUUAUGGAGCGGUUUUAUGAUCCUACAUUAGGGGAAGUCCUGUUAGAUGGGGAAAAUAUUAAAAACCUGAAACUGGAAUGGCUCAGAAGCCGAAUUGGCUUAGUAACCCAGGAACCUGCCUUGCUAAGUCUGAGCAUCAGAGAUAACAUUGCUUAUGGACGAGAUGCUACUUCAGAUCAAAUUGAAGAAGCUGCUAAAAUAGCACAGGCUCAUACAUUUAUUAGCUCACUGGAGGGAGGAUAUGAAACCCAGGUGGGUAGGACUGGUCUAGCUUUGACAGAAGAACAAAAAAUUAAACUUUCUGUUGCUAGGGCUGUUCUUUCAAAUCCUUCAAUCCUCCUUCUUGAUGAGGUUACUGGUGGACUUGAUUUUGAAGCUGAAAGAUCUGUUCAGGGAGCUCUGGAUCUCCUUAUGUUGGGCAGAUCAACUAUAAUAAUAGCAAGGCGACUGAGUCUUAUUAGAAAUGCUGAUUACAUUGCCGUGAUGGAGGAAGGCCAAUUAGUUGAAAUGGGAACACACGAUGAACUAAUAGCAUUGGAUGGCCUCUAUGCUGAGCUUCUUAAAUGUGAAGAAGCAGCGAAACUCCCUCGCAGGAUGCCAAUGAGAAACCACAAGGGGACCGCAGUGUUCCAAGUUGAAAAAGAUUCUUCAGCUAGUCAUAGCUUCCAAGAACCUUCUUCUCCCAAGAUGAUGAAAUCACCAUCUCUUCAAAGGGUUUCUGGUGCCCAUGCAUUUUGGGCAGCAGAUGUUACAUUUAGUGCUCAAGAAUCUCCCCACAGCCGUAGCCCGCCACCGGAGCAAAUGGUCGAGAAUGGUAUGCCCUUGGAUUCAGCUGAUAAAGAACCAUCAAUAAGAAGGCAGGAUAGCUUCGAGAUGAGACUGCCAGAGCUUCCUAAGAUUGACGUUCAAUCUGCAAAUCGGAAAAUGUCCAACAAUUCCGAUCCCGAAUCACCUGUCUCACCACUCUUGACAUCUGAUCCCAAAAAUGAGCGCUCUCACUCACAAACUUUUAGUCGUCCAAACAGUGAUUUUGAUGACUUCCCUAUUACACCUGAAAAAACAAAGGAUACAGAGAAUCGAGAACCACCAUCCUUCUGGAGACUUGUUGAGCUUAGCCUUGCAGAGUGGCUUUAUGCUCUACUAGGGAGCACGGGUGCUGCAAUAUUUGGUUCCUUUAAUCCCCUUUUGGCCUACGUCAUUGCUCUGAUUGUAACAGCGUAUUACAGAACAGAAGAUAAGCAUCACUUAGGUCGAGAUGUUGAUAGGUGGUGCCUCAUUAUAGCCUGUAUGGGUGUGGUGACUGUUUUUGCCAAUUUUCUGCAGCACUUCUAUUUUGGUAUAAUGGGCGAGAAAAUGACUGAGCGGGUUCGGAGGAUGAUGUUUUCCGCAAUGCUUCGCAAUGAGGUCGGGUGGUUUGAUGAGGAGGAGAAUAGUGCUGAUAAUCUAUCUAUGCGCUUGGCAAAUGAUGCUACAUUUGUGCGUGCUGCCUUCAGCAAUCGGCUUUCCAUAUUCAUACAAGAUACCGCAGCUGUUAUUGUGGCUGUUCUUAUUGGGAUGCUACUUCAGUGGCGGUUGGCACUCGUGGCAUUAGCUACUCUUCCUGUUCUUACAGUGUCUGCUGUUGCACAGAAAUUGUGGCUUGCUGGGUUGUCAAAGGGUAUUCAGGAGAUGCAUAGGAAAGCAUCCUUGGUCCUUGAGGAUGCUGUUAGAAAUAUUUAUACAGUUGUAGCAUUCUGUGCUGGUAAUAAGGUAAUGGAGCUCUACAGAUCGCAACUGCAGAAGAUAUUUACGAAAAGCUUCCUCCAUGGUGUGGCAAUUGGUUUUGGUUUUGGCUUUUCACAGUUUCUUCUUUUUGGUUGCAAUGCUCUUCUCCUUUGGUAUACUGCACUCUCUGUAAAGAAGAAGCACAUGAGUCUAACUACAGCGCUCAAGGAGUAUAUGGUGUUCUCGUUUGCAUCUUUUGCACUUGUUGAGCCUUUUGGGCUGGCUCCAUAUAUUCUCAAAAGACGAAAAUCGCUGACAUCAGUUUUUGAAAUAAUUGAUCGAGCACCAAAGAUUGACCCAGAUGAUAACUCAGCUUUAAAACCCCCAAAUGUCUAUGGAAGCAUUGAGUUGAAAAACAUUGAUUUCUCAUAUCCAUCUCGACCAGAAGUCCUGGUGUUGAGCAAUUUCACUCUCAAAGUCAACGGAGGGCAAACUGUAGCUGUGGUGGGUGUUUCCGGUUCAGGAAAGAGCACAAUUAUAUCUCUAAUAGAGAGGUUUUAUGACCCUGUUGCUGGUCAGGUUUUACUUGAUGGCCGCGAUUUAAAGUCAUACAAUUUGAGAUGGUUGAGGAACCAUUUAGGACUUGUUCAGCAGGAACCAAUUAUCUUCUCAACUACCAUUAGGGAAAACAUAAUCUACGCAAGGCACAAUGCUAGUGAAGCCGAGAUGAAAGAAGCAGCUAGAAUAGCAAAUGCUCAUCAUUUCAUCAGCAGUUUGCCUCAUGGUUACGACACACAUGUUGGGAUGAGGGGGGUAGAUCUGACUCCUGGACAGAAGCAAAGAAUUGCAAUAGCUCGUGUAGUUCUGAAGAAUGCACCUAUUCUAUUAUUGGAUGAAGCAAGCUCCUCCAUUGAAUCUGAGUCGAGCAGAGUGAUACAGGAGGCUCUAGAUACUCUGAUCAUGGGGAACAAGACAACCAUUUUAAUUGCUCACCGAGCUGCCAUGAUGAGGCAUGUUGACAACAUAGUUGUACUUAAUGGAGGGAGGAUUGUUGAGGAUGGUACCCAUGAUACACUGAUGUCAAAAAAUGGUUUAUAUGUCCGCUUGAUGCAACCUCACUUUGGGAAGGGAUUGCGUCAGCAUAGACUUGUUUAAACAGAAAUGAUGCGACUGAAGAUACUUUCCAUUUUCAAUGAAGCUGGGAGUAGCAGCAGCAGAUUCCAUUGUCCAAAUCCUCAGUGUAAGAUGCCGACUUCAACUUGGAGAGAUCAAGCAAAGAAAGAAUGACGAGGAUUUCUCAACACUUUGUUUGCCGUUGAGUAUCACCGUUGGGCAAUCAAACUUCGGAUGUAAUUAGACUACUGAUGCAUUGUUCAAAUUGGUAUCGAGGAUGAUAGGAUAUCAGGACUAGAACUUAUAUUCUUUUGGAGGCCGGCCGGUUGUGUAAAUCAGGAUUACGCUCCGUCUCCUGAUGGUAUAUUGAUUUGUUAAUUAUAGAGUGGAAUGAGUAGCCAUAGCUUUAAUCAGGUGGAGAUUUUUCGUUUUUUCUUCUGUAUUCUUUCUUCAUUUCGGGGUGUAUUUUGUGUGUUGUAGUCAAGUGCUGGUCAAUUUUCUCUGCCAAAAUUUCCUCCACUUCUGUAUAUUUUUCUUACUUAACAUGGAAGCUAUAGAGAUGAUUUCAGCAUCAUUUUCAGCCUGUAUAAAUGCGUUGCCAAUUUGAUACUCAAGUACUAGCA
Messenger RNA from Lycium ferocissimum, 5577 nucleotides. RefSeq names its product ABC transporter B family member 6-like. Gene Ontology annotation, molecular function: ATP hydrolysis activity; ATP binding; ABC-type transporter activity. The record is from RefSeq and is a predicted model, not a curated record. Bases 791 to 4996 code for a protein of 1401 amino acids. NCBI's taxonomy places the organism in Eukaryota, Viridiplantae, Streptophyta, Magnoliopsida, Solanales, Solanaceae. Gene Ontology annotation, biological process: transmembrane transport. Gene Ontology annotation, cellular component: membrane. The transcript is spliced from 12 exons.